This is a messenger RNA of Linum tenue, 987 nucleotides long. NCBI's taxonomy places the organism in Eukaryota, Viridiplantae, Streptophyta, Magnoliopsida, Malpighiales, Linaceae. The record is from the annotation of a GenBank genome assembly.
AUGACGACGGCACGUGCGGAUUCGCCGCCCAACGGCAUAGACUAUCCCCACCAGCAACCCACGGGCCGCUUUUCCAAUGGCCUCAACUUCCCUGACCUCAUUGGUACGUAUAUAUGUCGUUGCGGCUCGCCGCUUCCGUUCUUAAAUCCGGAUCUUAAGGGAAAGAAACUACUGGCUGGCGCCAACUUUGCCUCUGCUGGGAUCGGAGUCCUCAAUGACACCGGCUUUCAGUUCGUUACGGUGUUGAAGAUGUACGAGCAACUGGGGAUGUUCCUGGAGUACAAGCACCGGCUGGCGGCGCUGAUGGGCCCGGCCAAGGCCCAAGAGGUGGUGAGCAACGCCGUGAUCCUCAUAACCUGCGGCGGGAACGACUUCGUGAACAACUACUUCCUCACCCCCGUGGCUCCCCGGCGGGAGCAGUACACCCUCCCGGAUUUCUGCGGCUACGUGAUGUCGGAGUACAAGAAGCACCUCCUGGCGCUCUACGGGCUGGGCGCCAGGAGGAUCGUGGUGACGGGAACCGGCCCACUGGGCUGCAUACCGGCCGAGCUGGCCUUCUACGGGAGCAUGAACGGCGAGUGCGCCGACGAGCCCCAGGAGGCGGCCAAGAUGUUCAACCCCAAGCUGUUCGAUCUUGUGGACGAGCUCAACAGGGAUAUCGGCGAGGACGUCUUCAUCUCCGCCAACGCCUUCUCCUUGAAGAUGGACAUGAUCGAAAAGCCGGAGCAAUACGGUUUUAAGACGUCGAAGGUAGCCUGCUGCGGGCAGGGGAUGUACAACGGGUUGGGGAUGUGCACAGAGAUGUCGAACCUGUGCAGCAAUAGGGACGAGUACGUUUUCUGGGACCCGUACCACCCCACGGAGAAGGCGCUGCGGAUCAUGGUGAAGAAGCUGAUGGAUGCUUCGACGGACCACAUCCGACCCAUGAACCUUAGCACCAUGAUGGCUGUUGAUGCUGUUGCAGGUGCUGAUAGAGCCAUUAAUUAA